Messenger RNA from Eucalyptus grandis, 969 nucleotides. Its product is annotated as magnesium-dependent phosphatase 1-like. Lineage: Eukaryota; Viridiplantae; Streptophyta; Magnoliopsida; Myrtales; Myrtaceae. The transcript is spliced from 4 exons. The annotation marks the transcript as partial. Gene Ontology annotation, molecular function: acid phosphatase activity. The record is from RefSeq and is a predicted model, not a curated record.
UUUGGUUCGGUGCGGUUCGUUUUCGGUUGCAUCCCCACGGCGCAGCCCACCCAUCAGCCAAUUCGAGUCCCAUCGAGAGAGAGAGAGAGAAAGGGGGGGGGAAGGGGAAAUGGGGAGGAGAAGGUGAAAGAGGAGGCUUUGCAGAUGAUGGCGAUGUUCCAGGUGCUGCCCAGGCUCGUCGUCUUCGAUCUCGAUUACACCCUCUGGCCCUUCUACUGCGAAUGUCGCUCCAAACGUGAAAUGCCUUCUCUUUACCCUCACGCUAAAGGUAUUCUUUAUGCCCUGAAAGACAAGGGAAUCGAUGUUGCCAUUGCUUCCAGAUCGCCAACUCCAGAUAUAGCCAAGACUUUUCUGGAGAAACUUAGCUUGAAGUCGAUGUUUGUUGCCCAGGAGAUUUUCUCUAGCUGGUCACACAAGACUGAGCAUUUUCAGAGAAUUCAUUCAAGGACAGGGGUGCCAUUCAACUCAAUGCUUUUCUUUGACGAUGAGGAUAGGAAUAUUGAAGCGGUUUCAAAAAUGGGAGUAACAAGUAUUUUGGUCGGUAAUGGUGUAAACCUUGGAGCAUUCAGACAAGGGCUAGCAAAAUUCUCUGAGAAUUUUAACACAGUUGAGAAGAAUAAGCAGAGAUGGCGCACAAAGUUCACCAAAGAUGGAGAUUCAUCUGAGAAGAAGUGACGGAAUUGAAUGUAAGGUCCUGUGUGGAUGGACUCUAUCUAAAAGGUACCAAAAUGGUGACAAAUUAUACUCUGCAACUGCAUUGCAUUGUAAGCUACAAUAUUCCUUUUACCGAUAGAAUAGACAAAACUGUGGGUUAUAUACCCUAUUGAUUACAUUAGAUGGAAGUUUCCUCCUCCAACAGAGAGUUGAAAGUUGCAUAUUGAAUAGAGGACUACUCGGGUGUGGAUUUCCAUUGAUUACUAAGAAUGUUGAAGUGCAAAUGACAGUAAAGUCUUCUGAGUUUCUCCAAAA